AUGGCUAUCUAUGAUCAAUGGUGGUUUCGUGCUUUUGCUGCAGUUAUCAUGUUUUUCGGGUGUCAGCUAUGCUUCAUGAUCUCCAGACUGCAAAAUUUAGACGAAGAAAAAGUCAACUUACAGGCUGAGGUUCAAAUGUUGGAACGGAAACGCGAUUCAUUGCUAAUGGAUAUAGGCACCAAAGAGCGUGAAAUAUUACGACUGGAUAAGAAAGAAGAGCAGUUGGAAGUUUUAGCGGCAUUGUUCGAACAGUUCGACGACUCUUUUUGUUGCAGGAUACGCGAUCGAUUGAGCCUUGUUCCCAUAAGGCGGAAGAAUGAUCCGAUGAUAUAUUUCAUUACACCAACCAGUUUCCGCCCUGCACAAAAAGCAGAUCUGACACGGUUAUCCUAUGCUCUUUCACAUGUUCCCAAUCUCUACUGGAUUGUGGUGGAGGAUUCUGAUACAAUUUCGGAAAGCGUAUAUGAAGUGAUUAAGAGAUCUCGCUUGCCUCAUACUCAUCUGAGUAUAAAGACCCCUGAUGAUAAGAAGAUGAAAUACACGGAUCCCAGUUGGUAUUUGCCACGUGGUGUUCUGCAGCGAAACGCUGCUCUAGCAUGGAUCAGAACACAAAUGUCGGAUGUCAAGACUGGAGCUGUUUAUUUCGGUGACGACGACAACACAUACGAUUUACGAUUGUUUGAUGAAAUCAGAUCGAUCGAUGUAGCAGGGAUUUGGCCCGUAGGCAUAGUAGGCGGCCUUAUUGUAGAAAGACCGCUUCUAGCAGAAAACGGCACGGUUAUUGGUUUUAACGCUGUCUGGAAACCUGAUCGCCAAUUUCCCAUUGAUAUGGCAGCAUUCGCCGUCAACAUUACCAUGAUUACUUCCCACCCUGACGCUGGCUUCUCUUAUGAUGUACAGAGAGGAUAUCAAGAAUCGCAUUUUCUCACUGGAUUGGGAUUGACUCGAGGCGAUCUCGAACCUAAAGCAGAACUAUGCUCUAAAGUCUAUGUGUGGCACACUAGAACCGAAAAAGGCAAAUUUUCAAAAGAAGAUUGGAAGAGGAUAGCAGAAAUGGAUAGGGAAUUGUUUGAUGACAUUGAAGCUCAUGCCCUUGGGCUUUAA
Messenger RNA from Haemonchus placei, 1104 nucleotides. NCBI's taxonomy places the organism in Eukaryota, Metazoa, Nematoda, Chromadorea, Rhabditida, Trichostrongylidae. The record is from the annotation of a GenBank genome assembly.